AUGUAAUAAUUUCAAAGAUUAAAUUCAGAAUAAACUACUUUUAGAUGUAAUCCUAGUUAAAAGCCAAAAAAUAUUAAUCCAUCUCAUUAUAUUUCAUAGAAUAAAAAGAUUAAGUUUUUAGAUUGUCCCAUAUAGGAAAAUUAAUCUGAUGUAGAUUUCAAAAAAUAUAUGGAAGAAAGAUUAAAAAUAUUUCAAAAAAAUAUUUCAGAUUCUUUAAAUCCAUAUAAUAUUAUACAUCAUGACUCUAGGAAUAAUUAAAUUAAUAAAUAGAAUUUUUAAUAACAAACUCUUUUUUUUCCAGGACUAUGUUUCUUUGAAUCAAUUUCAAACUUGAAAUAACUUGAAGAAGAACAGAAAAAAUUGCCUUAUGAUGAAAUAAAAUUAAAUGAUUAAUUAAUCAUGAUACUUAGAUAUCAUACAAUUGAAAUUUAUGAUCAACAUGGAUAAAAGAUUGAAACUAAGAAAUCUUUUCCUUUUGUGAAUUAACCUGUAUCUAAAGAUAUAAAGUAUAAUUAAAUAAUAGGAUAAAAAGAUGAAUAAUUAUUGAAAUAAUCAGGAAAUUUUGUUACGAGCAACAUAGUCGAUUCAUAUGCAAAUUACCUAUAUUUUAGUUUAAAAGCUGACGAUCGUAAAAUGUAUAAGCGCACAUUCAUUUUUUGUUCUGACUUUAUAACAAAUUGUACAAUUAAAAAAGAGAAAAAUGAAGUAAAAUGGUUAACUUUAUUUUAUGAAUAAAUAAGUAAUUUUUCGUCAAUAUAGUAUCAAUUUUGGCAUAUCUACAAAAAUAUAAUUUUUGUGGUAAAUCACAAUUUACAUUGGUUUUUGUGUGAAAUUAGAUUUAGAUAGUAAUACUUUGGAAAUAUAUGAUUCUAUUCGUAAAAUGCCAUCUGCAUAUGAAAGACUCUAAAAUUUUUUGUAAACAAUUUUCUCUGAAAUAAAAAGAAAUCAACAAACAUUCAUGAUUAAAAUAAUAGAGAAUUUUCCUCAAUAACAAGACUGGUAUUCAUGUGGUUAUUUUUCUUGUAUAGCAUUGAAUUAUUUAUGUAAGAGUUAAAUAAAUAUGGGUUGUGAUGUUUAAGAAAAAUAUAUAAGUAAAGGAGAGAUGAAAUAAAUAUUAAAAGACUUAUUGAUAGAAGAUAAUUGUUAUAAUGAUAUAGUAUGA
Messenger RNA from Paramecium sonneborni, 1162 nucleotides. The record is from the annotation of a GenBank genome assembly. NCBI's taxonomy places the organism in Eukaryota, Ciliophora, Oligohymenophorea, Peniculida, Parameciidae.